UCUUUUUUUUUUUUCGCGCCUGAUCGCACGCCUCCCUCGUCAUUGGCAUCACCUACCGACGCCAUGCUCCAUGGAUUCCUCAAUCGUCUUCUUCACUGCAAUCAAGCCAUGUUUGUACGGAAGUUCAUCUUCCUCGUGGAUUACCGUGGCAAGUGGCAAAUGGCAAUGGUUACUUUGUGGCCCCGUAGCAGACACACACCUCUGUCUCGCUUCGUUAAUCGAGUCCACCGACCCGAUCGACGAGCUAAAAGUCAGACACUUCUUCCUCCUCUGCUUCUCCCUCUCUCUCGCGCGCCUACUCUUUGGCCUACUCUUGUUCUACGGGUGGAUAGGGCAGAGUGUUGUUGUUCCAGAUUUGCUGUACGUGCUCUGCUUUUUGUUGUGGAUGCGCUCCAAUGGGGAAGAAGGGGAGCGGCUCGUGGUUGACGGCGGUCAAGCGCGCGUUUAGAUCACCGUCCAAGGAGGAGAAGAAGGCCUCGAGGCAAAGAGAUGAGGCGCCGGAGCAAGAGGAGGAAGAAAAGCACAAGCGGGAGAAGCGGAGAUGGUUAUUCCGGAAGCCGUCGUCGUCGACGAGGACAGCGGACGAGAAGCAGUCAGCGAGGGCGGCGGUUCCGGCGGUGGUGACGGCGGAGCAGAGGCACGCCAUUGCUUUGGCUGUGGCCUCGGCGGCGACGGCGGAGGCGGCCGUGGCGACGGCGGAGGUGGUGCGUCUCAUCCGGCCGUCGGCAGACAGCUUCGUCAAGGAGCGCUACGCCGCCGCCGCCGUCUUCAUCCAAACAGCUUUUCGAGGUUAUCUGGCGAGGAGGGCGCUCCGGGCGUUGAAGGGGCUGGUGAAGCGGCAGGCGUUGGUGAGGGGGCACAACGUCCGGAAGCAGGCGAACAUGACCCUGCGAUGCAUGCAAGCUCUGGUCAGGGUUCAGGCCAGGGACCGAGACCAGCGAAUGCGGCUCGCACAUGAGUCGGCGGCGGCGGCCUCCGCCAUCUCCCACGGUAGCAACAAAUCCUCCUUCAGCUGCGACACCUCUCUGUGGGACUCCAAAUUGGUUCAAGACCUCGCCGAGAGGCGAUCCAUGUCGAGGGAAGGGAGCAGCUUCGCUGACGAUUGGGACGACCGGCCGAGAACCGUUGAGGAGAUCGAGGCCAUGUUGCAACUCCGGAAGGAGGUGGCGCUGAAACGAGAGCGGGAACUCUCGUACGCCUUCUCUCAUCAACUGUGGAGAUCGGAUCGUAACGCUGGCGAGGCGAAGAAGGACGGCGAGGCGGAGUCGGUGGGGGAGGAGCGGGAGGCGUGGAAGGACCGGUGGAUCGCGUCGAGAUCCUCUUUUGAUAACAGAGUCAGUAGCAGGGCGGCGAGAACCUCCACCGACAAACGGGAUCCUAUCAAGACGCUGGAGAUCGACACAGCUCGCCCUUUUGCCUACUGCUCCGCCCCGGCCAACAACCACCGCAAGUGUCCGCCGGUGCCGCAGCAUCCUCGCUCGCCUCUCCACCGCGCGCACCACCACUCGCCGGUCACGCCGUCGCCGUCCAAGACGCGGCCUUUGCAAGUUCGCUCAGCCAGUCCUCGCUGCGGCAGGGAGGAACGGAGCUUCUACGUUACAAUGGAGACGCCCAGCUAUUACCAGCACUACCAGGGUGGCGCGCCUGGGCAGCAACGCCGGGCAGUGGCGGUGCCGAACUACAUGGCGGCGACGGAGUCGGCGAAGGCGCGGGUGCGGUCGCAGAGCGCGCCUCGGCAGCGGCACGCGACGCCGGAGCGCGACCGUGGAUCGGCCGGGUCCGCCGCUAAGAAGCGGCUUUCCUUCCCGGCUCCGGCCCCGUACUCACAGAGCCUGCGGAGCCCGAGCUUCAAGAGCGCGGCGGGGCAGUUCGCCGGCGACUACCACUCCAACGUGUCGUCCUCCUGUAACGACAGCGUCUUCGGCGGCGAAGUGUCCCCGGCGAUGGCUCCGGUGAUCCUCCGGCGGGGUCUCCGGUGAUCCUCCGGCAAUUGCGAUUUCGCCACUUUCUGCUUCAAAAUUGCCGCUUUGUUUUUUUCCUUCUAAUCUCUCAGUUGCUGUAGUUGCGAUCUUAACCGGAGGGCGCCGAUCGCUUCUCCAAUCGGCAAUUCGCCAUUGAUAUGAAAUCAUGGGAAUGUGUGUUCCA
Zingiber officinale is the source of this 2145-nucleotide messenger RNA. RefSeq names its product protein IQ-DOMAIN 18-like. The record is from RefSeq and is a predicted model, not a curated record. The coding region runs from base 396 to 1979 and encodes 527 amino acids. The transcript is spliced from 6 exons. Gene Ontology annotation, molecular function: protein binding. NCBI's taxonomy places the organism in Eukaryota, Viridiplantae, Streptophyta, Magnoliopsida, Zingiberales, Zingiberaceae.